This is a messenger RNA of Drosophila obscura, 613 nucleotides long. RefSeq names its product glutaredoxin-C4. The coding region runs from base 172 to 519 and encodes 115 amino acids. Gene Ontology annotation, molecular function: glutathione disulfide oxidoreductase activity. NCBI's taxonomy places the organism in Eukaryota, Metazoa, Arthropoda, Insecta, Diptera, Drosophilidae. The record is from RefSeq and is a predicted model, not a curated record. Gene Ontology annotation, biological process: cellular response to oxidative stress. The transcript has 4 exons. Gene Ontology annotation, cellular component: cytoplasm.
GACGCCUCGCAUAUUAGAAAAUACAAUCAUAUUUGUCUUUGACACAUAUGCUCCUACAUAAAUAAAUAUUAAUUAAAUUCUUAGACCAAAUUGAUUUAAAACUAAACCUGCUUAUCAAAUCCAAGCAGCCCGGCCCGUAAAAUUUCCACUUCCCUCCUGUAGUUUGAACUUAUGGGCUCAGUUGGUUCCUCGCUGCGACCACAAACCAUCGACAUGUCUUCCAAGUGUGCAAAGUUUGUGGAGAACACAAUUGCCAGCAACAAGGUGGUCAUAUUCAGCAAAACCUAUUGUCCCUACUGCCAAAUGGCUAAGGAGCCGUUCCAGAAGAUCAACGUGCAGAACGUAAAGAUCAUUGAGCUGGACGGCAAUCCAGACGGCGAUGAGAUCCAGUCCGUGCUGGGUACGAUUACAGGUGCCAGAACGGUGCCCCGAGUCUUUAUUGAUGGCAAAUUCGUUGGCGGCGGCACGGACAUUAAACGGAUGUACGAUACCGGUGCUCUACAAAAAUAUUUUAACUAAUCGGUGGUGCAAUACUAUAUAUACCUGGUGUCUGGUGUUAAGCUCGUUUUCAUGUACAAAAAUUUAUUAUCAUGAUUAAAGUCACUUGAAAUAA